Molecule: messenger RNA, 1194 nt
Organism: Thlaspi arvense
Lineage: Eukaryota; Viridiplantae; Streptophyta; Magnoliopsida; Brassicales; Brassicaceae
Source: the annotation of a GenBank genome assembly
ACUGAUAAAUCACGAUCUCUGUUUGUUUCUUUCCCGGCGAUAUUUCCCGAUCCCGAUCAGAUGGCGAAGGAUCCAGUUCGUGUUCUUGUCACUGGAGCUGCAGGACAAAUCGGAUAUGCUCUUGUACCUAUGAUCGCGAGGGGGAUAAUGCUUGGUGCUGACCAGCCUGUGAUCCUCCACAUGCUUGAUAUCCCUCCUGCAGCAGAAGCUCUGAACGGUGUGAAAAUGGAGUUGAUCGAUGCUGCUUUCCCUCUUCUGAAAGGUGUAUUUGAGUUAUCAAAUAGGCUGCGUUUUUUCCCCGUGACAGGUGUGGUUGCUACAACUGAUGCCGUUGAAGGGUGUACCGGUGUCAAUGUCGCCGUCAUGGUGGGCGGAUUCCCGAGAAAAGAAGGAAUGGAGAGGAAAGAUGUGAUGUCGAAGAACGUUUCCAUCUACAAGUCCCAAGCUGCUGCCUUGGAGAAGCACGCUGCACCAAACUGCAAGGUUCUGGUUGUUGCAAACCCUGCAAACACCAACGCGUUGAUCUUGAAGGAAUUCGCACCAUCGAUCCCGGAGAAGAACAUCACUUGCUUGACAAGGCUUGACCACAACAGGGCUUUGGGACAAGUCUCUGAGAGGCUAAGCGUGCCAGUGUCUGAUGUCAAGAACGUGAUCAUCUGGGGAAACCACUCUUCGACCCAAUACCCAGAUGUCAACCACGCUACCGUCAAGACUUCUUCUGGAGAGAAGCCAGUGCGUGAGCUAGUCAAGAACGACGAGUGGUUGAAUGGAGAGUUCAUCACUACCGUUCAACAACGUGGAGCUGCCAUUAUCAAGGCGAGGAAGCUAUCUAGUGCUCUCUCUGCAGCUAGCUCAGCUUGUGACCAUAUCCGUGACUGGGUCCUUGGAACACCCGAGGGCACAUUUGUUUCAAUGGGAGUAUACUCAGAUGGAUCAUACAACGUUCCAUCUGGACUUAUCUACUCUUUCCCCGUAACCUGCCGUAACGGAGAGUGGUCUAUUGUCCAAGGAAAGCAUUUCUUCUUGAAAUCAAAACAUAACAAAAUGUUUUUAAGAACCAGAGAAUGUUCUGAUGUGUGGUGUUGUUUGUUGUUCACAGGUUUACCGAUUGAUGAAGUAUCAAGGAAGAAGAUGGAUUUGACAGCAGAGGAGUUGAAGGAAGAGAAGGACCUUGCUUACUCAUGCCUCUCUUAG